UCUCCGUAUUGCUUUUCCUUUUUGAGUUCACAUUAAGCGUUGAUAUAGUAUCGCUGCUGAAGAAAUCAUUUAAGGAAAGAAGCUGAAUCGUAGUUAAACGUUUAAAGUUGUACAAGCGUUAAAUUAAGGAAACAAAUACCAUGGGACUGCGAGCAGUAUCUGCUAUAUUUUAUUCUUUAUACCUUCUGGCAUUAUUCGCAGUUGGGUCAUCAACGCCUCAAAAUUAUUAUGAGGGAGUAGCAGACAUGCUAAACACAACGGGUCCAAAAACAAACGAAUAUAUUUUGCAUAAAGAUUGUAAAAGAUUUGAUAUAUCGCUAAAUUUUUCCGAUACGCUUAUAGAAACAUUAGGAAAAGACUUCAUUAGUACCCAGUUUAUAACAUCUUUGAACUUUAGUGGAAAUACAAUAAAAUCAAUAGCAUCUGGUGCAUUCGAUAGUUUACCGGCUUUGGAAUCUUUAAAUUUAGCUGGUAAUAGACUUCAGAAUUUAUUUUCAUUUAAUGGUCAUAAUAAUUUGAAAGUAUUGAUACUCGCAAAUCAAUCCGAAAUUGGAUAUUGGAAUAAUUUGAUAAUUUUUGGAGAGUAUCCGGAACUUCGUUACUUAGAUUUAAGUGGUAACAAAAUAAAUUCUAUAAAUAUGCCACAAAAUUAUCACAAUAUCGUUAAUCAUCUUAUUAAAAAAUAUUUAUUUCCUAAAUUAAAAUAUUUGGAUUUAUCUUAUAAUUUUUUGAAUAAUUUCGAUUAUUCGCAUUUAUUUAGCCACAAUUUAACGAAUCUUAAUCUGAUUCAUAAUAAUCUUUAUAAUGUUGACUUACGUAUUUUUAUCAAUUUAGUUGAAUUACGGUUAAACUAUAAUUCCUUUGAAAAAAUCAGAAAUUAUUGUUAUGAUAACACCGCUUGUAUAGAUCAAAUGCCGAAAUUGAAAUAUUUUUCGAUAUCCCAUAAUAGUUUAUCUACAAUUGAUGAGGACAUCUUUUUUAAAAUGCCAAAUUUAGUUACUGUUGAUCUUUCUAAUAACGCUCUAACAGGUGUGUUUACAGUACUGAACUAUGAGUUGGCUUCAUUACAAAACGUAUAUCUGGAUAACAACGGAUUAUCUUCAAUUUCUAUGGUUUAUCACUUGGCAAACUUAACCAUUUUAUCUGUGGCUCAUAAUAAAUUGCAAGAAAUAAAACCUAAUUUUGUCAAUGCACCGAUUUUAAAAAAAUUGUAUUUAAAUAAUAAUGAAAUUAGGAUUAUCGAUGAAAAUGCAUUUUCUAAUUUGAAAUAUUUAGAGGUACUAGAUUUAAAUAGUAAUACUUUAGAUAAAUUACCUAUAAGGUGGAGUGAUGAUUUUAAAAAUCUUCGUUAUCUCAAUUUGUCUAAUAACAAUUUUAAAACUUUAGAAUCCUUAUCACUAAGCCAGUGUUUAACGAACAUAAAAAUUGAUUUAUUGAACAUUCAACUAACUCAUACGAAAACUGAAUUCUUGCGGAAUUUACCGGAAAAUGCAACUAUAUACUUUAUUCCACAUUCUGAGAACAAUAUAUAAUUAAAAAAAAAUUUAUAUAUUAUAAUUAUAGAAUAAUUUAUAUUUCUCCGAAUUCAUGAAUGUGCGUUCACAUUUCUUACCUUAGUUCUUUUUGUAUUUGGAAAGGAGAUAAUGUACAAAAUAAUAUUAUAAGCGUUUUCAAUCCCAAAAUUACUCAAUAAUAUUUUACGUUUAAUAUUUGUGAGUAAACUACUAUUUAUCAAGUAAAGAGUAUUCAA
Messenger RNA from Polistes dominula (European paper wasp), 1750 nucleotides. RefSeq lists its product as uncharacterized. Gene Ontology annotation, molecular function: protein binding. The record is from RefSeq and is a predicted model, not a curated record. Lineage: Eukaryota; Metazoa; Arthropoda; Insecta; Hymenoptera; Vespidae.